Paramecium tetraurelia is the source of this 1500-nucleotide messenger RNA. RefSeq lists its product as uncharacterized. The transcript has 3 exons. Lineage: Eukaryota; Ciliophora; Oligohymenophorea; Peniculida; Parameciidae. The record is from RefSeq and is a predicted model, not a curated record.
AUGGACCCGGCAAAAUAAUAUUUAGUUAAUUGUGUUUAGGCUCUUCUUAAUUUGCCUCAAACUCCUCAAGGUUUAGCUUCGGGCCAAACAUUAGAUAAAUUUAUGAUUGCUUAAGAGAAAAAGAGUUUGAUUCUUUAAUACAUGUAAGGUCAAGGAUUAAAAUUAUUUAAUCCUAGUAAAGUUGAUGAAUUAAAUCCAUAAACUAAAUUGAUUGCCAUAACUAAAAUUGAUACAGAUGUAAUAACUGAGGAUAAUUAUUUUACUAAUCUCACAGUCUAAUUAUUAUCACCUAAUGUAGUAACAGAAUUGAGUAAUCAUUUAUCAAUGAUCUAUUAACCAUUGAUGGGAGCUGGAGUUGAUGAAAAAAUUAAAAAAAAGUUAUCAGGUUUCAAACAGGUCUUAUAAGGACUUUAAGAUAAUGAUUUCGACAAUGUAUAAACAGAGCAGAGAAAUAUUAGUCGACCGAUUGAUGAAAUAGAAUAAUGGUUGAGAAUUUCAUAAUCUGCAACAAGUUCAGAAAGUUAAUAGAGAACAGCAAAUCAAGUUUGUUAGAUUUACUAAAAGGUUACUUAACUAUGGAAAGAUGUUAAAUAAUUGGAGAUAAAUAAAUUUUCAGAUUUAUUGGAUCAAACUUUGGUUUGUCUUGAUGAGUUAUACACUUAACAGUUAUAUAAUGAAUAAAAAUUAUCAGGAAUGUUAUCUUCUAUGUACAAUUAAAUCAUAAUAAAAUUGUAAAACAUAAUUCCAUAAGGAUAAUAAAUAUUUAGUAAUAGUCAAUAGCAGAAACUUCUAUUAUUAGAAUGCUAGAAGGUGAUAAGAAUGUUUGGAGAAAAUUUAAGGAAAUAUUUUGAAUAUGAUUGGAAAAUUAAUCCUAAUCUCUAAGAAUUUGAACAAAUUGAGAAAAGAUUGAGUGAUCUUAUUGAAUUGCGAAGUAUUUAUGAAGAAUUGAAGAGAAGCAAUAUUGAUUAAGAUUUCUUUAAGGAAUUAUUUGAAGUCAAUCCAUUUAUGUCAAUAGGUUAAGAUUCUUUAUUUAAUGUUGCUUACAAAAAAGUACUUAAUAACUUAGAGACUGCUGAAUAAGAUAUCAUAAAUCUUUUAAGAUAAUAGGUUUUUAAAUAGUAAGUGAUGAAGGAAAAUCCGUUGUAAACUAUUAGAGAGAUGUAGAGAUGGACUGGAUUAUUAUCGAGAAAUACUAUAUAGAAACACUUUUUAACAGAGCGUGAUUCAUUGAUUACUUCAAUUACUAAUAUGAUUUCUAAAAUUGAAUAGGAAUUUAAUACAAGAUCAGGAGCUGCUUUUCUUGAUGAUGGAGAAGAGGAGAAAUUGCCUUAUUAAAUUGGGUUCUCUAAAAAUAUUCACUAAAUUGUUUGGUGCAAAUCAUUGAUUGGAAAAGUGAAGAGGAUUAUUUAAUUAAUAUAAUAAUUAUUUAGUGAUAUUAAGAAAUCUGCAUUAAUUUAUAGUUAUGUGUUAAAAUCUUAUAAAAUAAGUUUAAUAAUUUGA